Messenger RNA from Coprinopsis cinerea okayama7#130, 3750 nucleotides. RefSeq lists its product as hypothetical. Bases 1 to 3750 code for a protein of 1249 amino acids. The record is from RefSeq and is a predicted model, not a curated record. Lineage: Eukaryota; Fungi; Basidiomycota; Agaricomycetes; Agaricales; Psathyrellaceae. The transcript is spliced from 5 exons. Gene Ontology annotation, molecular function: protein binding.
AUGGAGAAUUCCAUUAUUGGUACAUCCGGAGAGUCUGAAUGCACAGAUAUCGACGGACAUGAAUCAUCAUGUGGAUCCACUCAAGGCGAGGACGAGCUGGAGGGAGCAUUGUCCCGCGUAAAUGAACUAUUGGACGAGGCCACGAAGGAGAUGGACGAUGGUGUUCUCGCAAACGUGAUCGUUGUGUUGCGGAAGAGCAGCCCUGAAGAAGAAUGCGACGAAGCGCGGGCGAAGGUUGAAGUUGCCUUGAUCAAAGCCCUUGUAACCCGGUUCGCUCGACAUGGAUUGGUGGAGGACUUGGAUGAAGGGGUAGAACUUUUGCUGAGAGAGACGUUAACUCCUUUCGCAUUCACGGAUCAGUCACCUAUCUCAGGUUCAGAGGACGAAGACUGCACCGACAAAGUCUCAUCCGCCCUUGAUUCUCUCCGAAAAUAUCGACGAUCAAUCGACAUGUCCAAGGUAGAGACCGCCAUCGUGGUCGCCAAACAGGCUCUCUCCUCGUAUCGUGACGCGACAAAUGUUCGAGGCGAACUAUUGCUCCGGACUGGGAAUGCAUUGGUUCUGAAGUACCUGGCGUCCGAUGAUGAGAGACACCUGGGUCUGGCCGCGUCGUCUUUUCAAGAUGCUAGACGGCUUUUCAGAAGCGGUGAUCACGAUCCGAUGCUCUUCAUUACCCUUCUCAAUCUCCAGCACAUUGCAUGCAUCAAGUUCAUAGAGCAUGAACGCCAGGAGUUGGUGGAGUUGAAGCGGUUGCGAGAAGAAAUGGAGGCGGAGGACGAACAAGGGAGGAGCGCACACAUGAUGGGAUCCCAGCUGAUGGAGGACGGUAACCUUCACGUAGAGGAAGCUAUCCUAUGGUUCCAACACUCCCUUUCAUUCCGACCGCCACGGCAUCCAAGACGCCUGAGGACACUGGACCAUUAUGCCAUUGCCCUAGUUAACCGAUUUGGUUCUAUGAGCGAUAGCCGCGACCUGGAAGAAGCUGUCACAUUGCAAAGGGAAGUGCUCUCUUCCCGUUCUCCGGGCCACCCCGACCGCCUAGGCUCGCUCAACAACUUGGCAAGCUCGCUUUCGACCCGGUUCCACCACGAAGGCGACUUGCGCGACCUGGAGGAGUGCAUCACGUUGGACAGGGAAGCGCUCGCUCUCUGCCCUCCAGGCCAUCCCGACCACUCCGGCUCACUCAACAACCUGGCAACCUCCCUUCUCACCGUGUUCCUGCACAAAGGCGAUGUCCGCGACCUGGAAGAGUGCGUCGCAUUGAACAGAGAGGCGCUCGCUCUCCGCCCUCCAGGCCACCCCGACCGUCACCGCACCCUCAACGACUUGGCAACCUCCGUUCUCACCCGAUUCCAGCACAAAGGGGACUUCCGUGACCUGGAGGAGUGCAUCACAUUGAACAGGGAAGCACUCGGUCUGCGAUCUCCAGGCCAUCCCGACCGGCCCCGCUCCCUGAACAUCCUGGCAUUUUCGCUUGUCACCCGGUUCCGCUACGAAGGCCACUUUUGUGACUUGGAGGAGGGUAUAACAUUGGAAAGAGAAGCGCUCGUUCUCCGCCCUCCAGGACACUCUGACCGCGCCAGCUAUCUCCACAACCUGGCAACUUCCCUUCUCACCCUGUUCCAACACAAAGGCGAUUUCCAUGACCUGGAAGAUUCUGUUUCAUUGCACAGGGAGGCGCUCUCUCUCCGCCCUCCGGGCCACCCCGAACGCCCACGCUCCCUCAACGACUUUGCAAUUACGCUUUCUGCCUGCUUCGAACACAAAGGCGAUUUCUGCGACCUGGAGGCCUGCAUUGAGGCCUUGCGUGAGGCCCGCCUUUUGUAUUCAGAACUGGAUACUUCUCUCGGAGCCGAGCCCAAUUCCCGCGACACGCUAGCUGAUCAUCCCUAUUGGCUUAGUGUAACCGGGAACCUUGUGAACAACCUCAAAAUCAAGUACCGGGCAACUGGUGACGACGAUGUCCUGGAUGAAAUAUUCCAGCUUCUCAGGUCUGGCUCUCAGUCGCAUGGGACAUUGCCAUUGCGGAGGCUAGACCAUGCAAGGCUCUGGAGUUCAACUUGCCGGGAGUUCGACCGUUUAGAAAUGGCGCUGGAGGCUUAUGGAUAUGGAGUAGCCACUCUCCCCCACUUGGCGUCUCUUGAUCUCACACUGGAACAGCGCCAGAACGCUCUCGUCUGGGCCAAAGACCUGUCCAGGGACGCAGUGCGGUGCGCCAUUGAACAAGGCCAAUUAGAGACAGCCGUUGUCUUUCUCUCCACCGCGCGAUCUGUCUUCUGGUCUCAAGCCUUCCAGUUCCGGGGGCCUCUCGACCGACUGGACGCCCUCCAUCCUGAUUUGGCGUCGGAACUGCGAUCCGUUACUCGCCAGCUGGAAGUCGCGACCCACGAAACCCCUCAGUCUGGCUCAGCAUCGGUUCAGGGCCUGUCGCAGCGUCCAUACCUUCUCGCCCAGAAGAGAGAAGCAGUCAUUUCACAGAUUCGAGCCAUCGACGGCUUCCAUGACUUCCUCCUCCCUCCUUCCUUCGACACGCUCAGGACCGCUGCCAGGGAUAAUCCGAUUGUCUUUCUUAACGCCAGCAAGUAUGGAUGCGAUGCCCUGAUCCUGAAACAGGAUGGCGCUUUGCAUUGUCACUCACUCUCCACCGAUCUGGAGCAAAUAGCUGGUUUCGCAGAUGCGAUCCACCAGUUAUCGCGAGGACAGACAGUGGGCACUCAACUCCAGCGCAAGAUUGACGACUUUUGUCAAAGUCGAAAUACGCGCUUGCAGUUACGGCGUAGAACCCAACGUACGGCUGAGGAUGACUUUAAGCAGCUUCUUGAGAUCCUCUGGGAUGUGGUAACGGAGCCGGUCAUCAGAAUUCUGGGAUUGCAGAAGACUGAUGAACCGCAAAGGGUAUGGUGGUGUCCAACGGGCCCGUUCGCCUUUCUUCCCAUCCAUGCCGCUGGAAUCUAUUCUGAUAAUGCUGAAGCGUCGGACUGUCUAUCCGAUUAUGUCGUUUCGUCUUAUUGCUCUUCGCCGCAAGACCUCAUAGCGCCGCCGCCAACACCGAAUGACGAAUACGAAGUGCUCGUUGUUGUCGAACCAGGAGAGUCAGGGCCGAGUAUACACAGCCUUCCCUUUACCUUGGAGGAAUUGAAAAUGAUUCAAGGCCUAGUUCCCCACGAGAGGCAUUUGGUCACCCGCGUAGGGUCAGCAGAGACUCCCUCCGAUCCCGACGCGAUUUUGGGACACAUCAAUACUGCAUCUAUCGUUCACCUUGGAUGCCACGGGUCUCAAGAUGAUUCGAAUCCUUUGGAUAGCUCAUUAAUCCUCAGCGGGGGUCGUCUGAGCAUGGGUUCGCUGAUACGAGGUUGCCGCACCUCCAAAGCUGCCCUUGCCUACCUAAGCGCCUGUGAGACGGCAAUGGGAGAUAAAGAACGCCCUGACGAAUCUCUCUCUCUGGCCGGGACUAUGCAGUUCGCGGGAUUCCGAAGUGUAGUCGCGACCAUGUGGUGCGUCCAUCCCAUUAUUUCUGAGUCAAUGCGCAAGGAUUUUGUAACUGACGAUGGCUGGAACCAAAGGUCAAUCCACGACGAAGAUGCGCCCGUCGUGGCUGAUGCUUUCUAUCGCCAUCUCUUCCGUCGUGGUACAGCGGCCCCUCCGGAUAUAACCGACGCGGCGUGUGGUCUUCAUCUUGCUGUGAAGAAGCUGCGCGACCUUGGGAGGCCGUUUUACCGAUGGGUUCCUUUCGUUCACCAUGGUAUUUGA